CCUCGCUUUACCUGCUCCUGGCUCGGUCUUUAGUGGAGAGCCAUAGAAAGGCAGCGUCAGCCGGCCCCUCUUAAGGAGGAUGAAACAGAAGCGGAGCAACACCUUAAAACCUAUUCCGGGAUAAGGUCCCAUGAAUUAGACCUCGCUUAUGCUGAGAUUAGAAACUACAAACAACUCUGACUUUCUUUUGUGUCUGAAGUUCUCUCUAGCAAGUUCAGCCACGCAUGUGAGCACAGAAUAACCAUCUACUGAGAAAUGCAGACUGAAGCCUCUAAAGUUAUAUGUGUGGUCGUUCCAGAGAAAGUUACUUUGAUACCUGAAGGUUCUUAACAUUCUCUGAAAUGCUGAGAAGGAAACUUCGUCACUGUCAUAUCCUACGCUUCAAGUUCCUUGUGGUGUUAGUUUUUACAGCAGGGGCUUUGUCCCUUAUCAAAAUUCAUCAGAAACCAGAUUAUCUGCAUCAUGAGAAUCUGGAUCUUGUAGGUGAAUACCCCAACUAUAAUGUAAACUGUUCCAAGAUAUUACAGGGUGAUCCAGAGGAAAUUCAGAAAGUAAAGCUGGAAUUGUUAACUGUGUCUUUUAGGAAAAGCCCUAAACUAACAACAAAUGAUUAUAUUAACAUGACAACUAAUUGUGCCUCUUUUAUAAAGAGACGAAAAUAUAUUAUGGAACCUCUGAGCAAAGAAGAAGAGGAAUUUCCACUUGCAUACUCAAUUGUGGUUUAUCACAAAAUUACUAUGCUUGAUAAACUUCUGAGAUCUAUAUAUGCUCCCCAAAACUACUACUGCAUUCAUGUGGAUAAGAAGUCCCCAGAAUCUUUCUUGGCUGCAGUGAAGGGGAUUGCUUCAUGUUUUGACAAUGUCUUCAUUGCUAGUCAGUUGGAGAGUGUAGUGUAUGCUUCAUGGAGCAGAGUGCAAGCAGACCUCAACUGCAUGAAAGAUCUCUACAGGAGGAGUACAAACUGGAAAUAUUUGAUCAACCUUUGUGGUAUGGAUUUUCCAAUCAAGACCAAUCAGGAAAUAGUAGAGAAGCUAAAAGCUCUCAAGGGUGAAAACAGCUUGGAAACAGAGAAGAUGCCUUCAUACAAGGAAAUCCGAUGGAAGAAGCAUUAUGAAAUUGUUGAUGGUAAAGUAAAGAAUAUGGGAAUAGACAAACAACACCCACCUAUCAGUACACCCAUCUUCUCUGGCAGUGCCUACUUUGUUAUAAGUAGGAGGUUUGUCGAAUAUGUAUUAGAAAACAGCAAAAUCCUUGCUUUCAUAGAAUGGGCUAAAGACACUUACAGUCCUGAUGAGUAUUUGUGGGCUACUAUCCAACGAAUCCCAGAAGUGCCUGGUGCUGUUUCUGCUAGUGAAAAAUAUGAUGUCUCUGAUAUGAAUGCUCUUGCCAGAUUUGUCAAGUGGCAUUACUUUGAGGGAGAUGUAUCUAAGGGUGCCCCAUAUCCACCCUGUAAUGGGAUUCAUGUACGUUCUGUGUGUGUGUUUGGAGUUGGAGACUUGAAUUGGAUGUUGCAAAAACACCACUUUUUUGCCAACAAGUUUGACAUUGACACUGAUCCCUUUGCAGUCCAGUGCUUGGAAGAGCAUUUAAGGAACAAAGCUCUGUAUCAACACAGACAUUAACAUGUUAAGUUUUUCAUGGUAUGAGUCCUCUCCCUCUGAGAAAUGAGAUCAAAAAGAACAUAUUAGCUGUUCAUUGAUAACAGUAAAGUGUGCCUGCCUUUUCACCUGGAUGGGUUUUUUUCAAAGAAUACAAAAGGUAGUUACUUGCUGUUGCUGUUUCACGUGCUUCCCGUUGACAGUCUACUCUCCCCUAACGAUUCCUAUCUCCAUUACUCCACUGUAGCAGAAUGUAAGCCUCAAGGUUGCAAGGUUAACAUGUUAUUAACCAGUCACUUAGUUUGCCUUAAUCAUAUUUGAUAUCCAUAUAAUCUUCACCCUAAUGUUGCCAAGACAUUUGUUUUCAUAAUGUAAAAUAUCGAUACUCAAUUGAAAAGUCACAAGAGAGAACCUCAGGUAAUGUCUAGCAAAACUUGGUAAUAAAUAAGAAAGGACAAAAGACCAAAAGCCACAGAUCUAUCAGACAGUUCUACAUUUCUGUUUUGCCUAAUUAAUUUAGAUGCAGAGAUACUUAAAUAUUUCUGAAUAUUCUAUUUGAUGGAUUUCACUACCAGUACAAACAGUCAUAUUUAGUCUACUUUAACCACCACCACCCCAAACCCUUUUGUGUAUCGUUCAUUGAAGGAUAAACUGUAUGUAUAGACUGUCUUCUGAAUCAAAGUUUGCAGCUGUUUCAGAGGAGACCCAAGUAGUCUGCCAAAUAAAUUUUUCUCAGGGAAUGUUGUUAGUACAAAUAAUUCAUUAUAUAUUGCAUUAUGACAUUUGUAUGCUACAUCAUAUUCUUUUCAGAGGUUUUCUUCCAUUGACUGGAGUGAGAUUCUGCCUUAGCAGUACUAGUCUUUGACUGUUGAAAACGCAUAACAAUAAACAGUUUCCUUCAA
Messenger RNA from Sphaerodactylus townsendi, 2500 nucleotides. It is a transcript of the gene GCNT1, whose product is annotated as glucosaminyl (N-acetyl) transferase 1. Bases 342 to 1622 code for a protein of 426 amino acids. The transcript is spliced from 3 exons. NCBI's taxonomy places the organism in Eukaryota, Metazoa, Chordata, Lepidosauria, Squamata, Sphaerodactylidae. Gene Ontology annotation, molecular function: beta-1,3-galactosyl-O-glycosyl-glycoprotein beta-1,6-N-acetylglucosaminyltransferase activity. The record is from RefSeq and is a predicted model, not a curated record. Gene Ontology annotation, cellular component: membrane.